Molecule: messenger RNA, 2358 nt
Organism: Mesocestoides corti
Lineage: Eukaryota; Metazoa; Platyhelminthes; Cestoda; Cyclophyllidea; Mesocestoididae
Source: the annotation of a GenBank genome assembly
AUGGGUGUUCCAGGGUUAUGGCAACUGCUUGAGCCCUCUCGUCGCGUCGUUGACUUGGAGCAGUUCCGAGGAAAGCGAAUGGCCAUUGAUAUGAAUAUCUGGCUUCACCAGGCGUUAAAGUCUCGAGUCAGCACCUCAGGCAAUAUCAACUAUCAUCUAGCCAUCUUAUUUCGUCGAAUAUGCAAGCUCCUCUUCUACGGCAUCCGACCUGUCUUUGUUUUCGAUGGAGCCGUUCCAACACUUAAGAAGACAACAAUGGCAGCACGUCAUUCGACUCGACAAGCACUGCAAGAGAAGUCACUGCAAGCCCGAAAUCGUUUGUUGAAACGUCUAUUUCACCGAUUGGCGGAAAGUGCCAUCAAAUCGAAGAAUCCGAGUGUAGAUUUGACUGCCGAAUUUGUGCGCAGAUUCAAUAACACUGAGGCGAUGCGAAAGGCUGAACAGGACGCCGAGAUGUUUGGAUCGAAAUCCGCCAUCGAAGUGCAUGCAUCCUCUGGACCGACGCUCACGACACUCGAAUUAGAAGAAGAGCAGAAAGCAGCCUUCGAGUUGGCCCGCGACUUCCUCGAUAAUUGUCCACCGGCCGACGGCUUUUUUGAUUUUGAAUCCGAAGCGUACACUUCCCUACCGAUCCCCGCUCAACUGCAGGUCAUCCGCAUCCUUCAGGACCGAUUAACCUCAGCCUAUGAUGGCUCUCCCGAGUCUUCACAGUCUGGCGAGGCAUUCUCAACAGCUCAAGUCAACAAGUUGAUAAUGCGACGCGACUUGACUCGACGCAAAGUUGUGCUUCAGCAGAUGCUGAACGAGAAGAUGGUUUCUGCGGUGGUUCCAAAGGAGCUGGUCGAGGAUGGUGAUAUUGACGUUACAGCUCGUCGUAUCGCUUCCCAGGACAAGGGUCACACCAUCCUAUUGAGGCGGCGGUCUUCAAAAGAACUCAAGGACGAAAUUAGGGAGCGUCUACAAAGCCUCAUUGAGACUCCAAUCAAAGAAGCUGGUUCUGAUGAUGAUGAUGAUGAUACCAGUCCUACGAAACCCCCGCAAACCAAGAUAGAGGAACCGUCCGAUUUCGAUGCUGAAUUUGCCGACUUUAAGCCAAUCAAGUUGAAAUCAGAUUCUGAAUUGCCUCCUGCCCCUGACGUCCAUGUCGGUGACGUCUGCUUUGAGCCGGUAAAAUCUGAGUCAGACGACCUUUGCGUGGUUGAUGACGUUAACUCGAAUGUCGCGGUCGAACGUGACUCAUCUGUGUGCAGUGACCUCGAGGAAGUUGUGACCAAAGCCAGUAGAAACGCGCCGGUCGAAAACAUCGAUGUCGUGGAAACCGAGGCGGUCAAAACCACUGGGCUGUUUGAUUCGGCGGUGCAAGAUCCGGGCGAACACAUUCAAGAACCUGACCUCUCUGAACCCGUUGUCGAUGUGCCUGUCGCUCCACAAGCUUCGGAAUCCGAGGAAAGUGAUGCGGAUGAUUUUGAAGACGUCGGUCCGAUUUCGCAGGAGCCACGCUUCGCUUCGGCGACAUCGUCCGCUUCGGAGUCUGACGAAUUUAUCUCCAUAGCAUUGCCCAGCACGCAAGUCUUCCUCGACGACAGUCCCGACGAAGAUCAGUUUGAAUUCGAUGACGAUUUCUUGCGAGCCGAGGCAGACAAAUUUGAGAGGCAGGCACAGGACACGUCAACAAGUUGUCUAAAUGAAGCCCAGCGAUUGGUCACUCUCUUCGGCUUGCCCAUCGUCCAGAGCCCUGAGGAGGCCGAGGCUCAGUGCUGUAGCCUUCAGGCGAGCGGUUUGGUCGACGUCGUCGCCAGUGACGACUCUGACGUCUGGCUGUUUGGCGCAACAUGCGUCUGUCGACAUCUAUUCGGCGGUUCUGGGAAGAAAAAGGACCAUGGCAACGCCUACUUGUAUUCCCUGAAAGACAUUUACGAACGGCUAGGUCUAGACAGAGCGCAGUUCCUGCGAAUCGCCCUGCUGUGCGGCAGUGACUACACCCGCGGCAUUCCCAAAGUCGGUCCAGUGACAGCUCUGGAGAUCCUCGCCGAGUUUGCGUCAUCUGCCGACGCCGUGGAACGCGCAGAUCCUGCGGACGACUGUGCGCGCAAGCACCGCGAUCGAUUGGUGCUCCAGCCGCUUGUGGAAUUCAGAAAUGCCAUCGACGCGGCGAAGAGCACUCACGAGGCAAAGAAAAGUGCUCCCAGACGAGGAAUUUCCAAGUGGCGCAAUCUCCAAAUUCCUGUCGGCUUCCCCAGUGAAACCGUCGUAGAGGGGUACCUCUAUCCCAGGGUGGAGUCGCUGACCUCGGCGGAUUUUCGGUGGGAUGUUCCAAACUUGUCGGCACUCGUGAAAUAUCCUUUUGAAGUUGGUUAA